AUGGCCGUGCUGUAUCUACUGGUCACGUUGCUGGCCACGACGGCCACCGUGUUUACGAGCCCCGUUAAAAGCAAAGCUAACGAACACGCCGAUGUUCCCGCCGCCAUCAUCGUUUCAUGUUCCAUGCGACCACCACCAGAUAUCUGCUGCCGGCGUUUGCCUCCCUUCCGCCCCGGCGACCCUACCUCCGCGAAGACCUACGCCAGCAACGGUGAGGUCGUCCGCGUCUCUUUCACCCUGCGCCCACUGCCGGGUGCCUCCCGCCUCUGCGUCCACUUGCCGAAGGGUCGCAAGCUGUCCGGCUUCGACAGCGUCGUGGCGGCGCACGGCAACGCCGUACUUUUCCGUCUCGAGAUCGACUUCAACGGACUCCCCUCAUCGUGCUCCACGGUCGACCAUUUAAUCUACUGGGCCAGCCCUUGCGGUCCUAGGAUCUCACUGCUCCCACGUUGGUACUCGACCGAGGAUGAGAUAGAGGCAGCUGAGGUGGGCUCCUGGAGGAGGAACCCAUGGAUGGCUCUAGGCCGCAGAGGCACUGGAUUUCUUAUUUGUGAUAGAGAAGAUUUCGUGGUGGCGGAGCUCCAUCUCGAUGUGGACAGGCUUGAAGACGUGGAUGCAUCUCUGGAAGCACAGCUCUUCAGGCUCUGCUCGAGCAGGGAAAGAAUUGCUGCAGGUGGUGGCGAGUGGGAGGUUAAGCACACAAGGGCCCGUGGGGGUAAGGCAAAGUUUGGUGACUUACUCUGCUGGUGGGAAGCUAGCAUGGUUAUCCCUUACGGCAGUUACCUUGUGUUGGGUUGA
Miscanthus lutarioriparius is the source of this 798-nucleotide messenger RNA. Lineage: Eukaryota; Viridiplantae; Streptophyta; Magnoliopsida; Poales; Poaceae. The record is from the annotation of a GenBank genome assembly.